UCCAGAUUUUACUUAUGUUUUAUAGGGUCCACUGUGAGAACCUUCACUCCGUUUUAUUUUCUGGUGGAGCCAAUGGACACGUUAUCAGUUCGAGGGGCUUUUAUCAUACUGAACUGUUCAGCUUACUGUGAGCCUUCUCCAAAAAUUGAAUGGAAGAAAGAUGGGACUUUCCUAAAUUUGGUGUCAGAUGACCGGCGCCAGCUGCUACCAGAUGGAUCUUUAUUAAUAAACAGUGUGGUGCAUUCCAAACACAAUAAACCUGACGAAGGAUAUUAUCAGUGUGUGGCAACCGUGGAAAGCCUUGGGACCAUUGUAAGCAGAACAGCAAAGCUUACAGUAGCAGGACUUCCAAGGUUCACUAGCCAGCCAGAAUCAACAUCUGUCUAUAGAGGAAACAGCGUAAUUCUGAACUGCGAGGUUAAUGCUGAUCUGGUACCAUUUGUGAGGUGGGAGCAGGAUCGUCAACCACUCUUUUUGGAUGACCGUGUAUUCACAUUACCAAGUGGAGCUCUAAUCAUUAGCAAUGUUACAGAUGGGGAUGGCGGACUCUAUCGCUGUGUCAUUGAAAGUGGUGGGUCGCCCAAAUACAGUGAUGAAGCAGAGCUUAAAGUUCUUCCAGGUACUAAUCUAUUUUUUAAAAUAUUUUUCCCCAUCAGUCUAUCCAUUGUGUGUUAUCUCCUUUAAUGAUAAGAUGAAAGG
This is a messenger RNA of Chrysemys picta bellii (western painted turtle), 699 nucleotides long. The record is from RefSeq and is a predicted model, not a curated record. NCBI's taxonomy places the organism in Eukaryota, Metazoa, Chordata, Testudines, Emydidae.